AUGCCCGAGAGACUUGGACUGAUUCCCUUCAGGACCAUCACCAUGAACAGAGGCAGCACUUUUGCCAAAACUUCCAAGAAAGAUACUCAGACAUCUGACAGGAAGAGCAAGGCCUUCAAGGAUAUUUCCAAAUACUUUUCUAAAGAAAAGUGGGAAGUGAUGGGAUACUCUGAGCAAGUCACCUAUGUAUAUAUGAAGAGAAACUUUGAUGCCAUUAAUAAUCUAGGUCUCAAUGCUUCCACCCCAUCUUUCAUUCAUUCUAAUAGAUGGACCCCCAAGCUGGAUAACUCUGAUAAUGAAGAAAAUCAGGAAGAACCUCCUCAGAUGGCUUCCAGUGUGCAACAGAGCAAAUAUCUGGAGAUGAAGUCCAAGAAGACAUGA
Messenger RNA from Chrysochloris asiatica (Cape golden mole), 381 nucleotides. Its product is annotated as protein SSX8-like. The record is from RefSeq and is a predicted model, not a curated record. Gene Ontology annotation, cellular component: nucleus. The coding region runs from base 1 to 381 and encodes 126 amino acids. Gene Ontology annotation, biological process: regulation of DNA-templated transcription. The transcript has a single exon. NCBI's taxonomy places the organism in Eukaryota, Metazoa, Chordata, Mammalia, Afrosoricida, Chrysochloridae.